This is a messenger RNA of Linum trigynum, 1281 nucleotides long. NCBI's taxonomy places the organism in Eukaryota, Viridiplantae, Streptophyta, Magnoliopsida, Malpighiales, Linaceae. The record is from the annotation of a GenBank genome assembly.
GAUACUAAGUUAUCCCAGUAUUGCUUUCAAUGGAAGAAGACUUGUCCUGUUGUUCUGCUUCUUCUUCUUCUUCUUAUCCUCCUUCCACUCCUUCCACUUCCAACAAUUCGUCCUCUGCCCAUGGCGGCGGCGACAAACACAAGUCGAUUCAGAUGGUACCCAGAUCGGUCUCCGACAGGCUUCUCGACAAGUUCUUCGAUGUGACCGAAUUCGGGUUCGAUUACGAGCAGAGCGGGUUGUGGUCUCCACCGGUGAAGCGAAGUGUGUUCAUGAAUUCCCCCGGUGGGAGGAUAUUCAAUGAAGAAGAGAUGCUCCACAAGCUUAGGAGCGUGAUGGAUGCUCGCAGUUCCAGCAGCAGGAGAUACAAGGCUUGUUUCAACGUGGUUUGGUGCUGUUGAGUUGAGUGACAGAAAAUGAAUGAACUCCCUUCCCUGGCUAUCCAGAAAUGGGGAAAUCUCUCAUUUUCCUGUUGUAAUUCCUUCCUUCCUUCCUUCUGCUCCAUUGUUUGGCGUCUUUGGAAUUAUCAUGACAUUGUAAAUAUGCAGUACUGUACUGUACUGUACUGCUAAUCUUGUGAAUAUACAUAGUGGCUUUGUUAUACAGAAAGCCAUUGCAAUUGCAGCAAUGAUUUAAAUCUAAUGCGUACUGAUGAAUGUUUUUAAUUUCGCAUUACAGCUAGCUAUCAUCACACACCAAUAUCUUGGGAUUGCAGUUAGAACAACAGCUAGUUGCCUGAUUUUUCUGCAUUUACUGCUUACAGUCGUUCACCUAAAUUGCAGAACAGGCAACUAACUAACUAGUUCUAUUACACUUGUCUAUAUUGCAUAUAUGGAGUAACAGUGAAGACCCUACGUCAUAAAUUUACAAUUUUUUUGUUUUUUUUUUAUGUCAGUUGAAAAGAUAAAUAUAUCGUAAGGGAAAAAGUUGCAUCACAAGAGCUCCAGUGGAGUAUAUAUAUGAACUGAAAAGUGGGUUCACAAACUAUGCCCAUCCCAUUGACCCCACACACAAGGAGAGAAGGGUGAAAAAUCGACCAAUUGGGGGUUGUUUAAUUUGUUUGGAAAUUGCAUAAAAAUGCUAGAAGCUCGAACUAAUCCGUCAUGUCGUUUACUCACGUUUGUUCAGUCAUCAUACUAGUGCACUAUUUUUCUUUUGUAUACAACGUCUAAAUGUCAAUCUAAUAACUAUAUAAAUAAGCGAACGUGUGGCAGAACAACAUCAUUGGCUAUCUUGAUACGAUUAAUGCUGAUAGAUAACGAAUAACAAAGGUAUCAUGAUCCA